Molecule: messenger RNA, 8837 nt
Organism: Sphaeramia orbicularis (orbiculate cardinalfish)
Lineage: Eukaryota; Metazoa; Chordata; Actinopteri; Kurtiformes; Apogonidae
Gene: kif1b
Product: kinesin family member 1B
Exons: 55
Coding region: 331-6234 (1967 amino acids)
Biological process (GO): microtubule-based movement
Molecular function (GO): microtubule binding; ATP binding; microtubule motor activity
Source: RefSeq, a predicted model, not a curated record
CGAUCUAUCAAUUCUUCUUUUCGCUUGUGUGCAGAACAGACGUCCGCCUUGUGUCUCAACUGGACAAUAACCUAAAAAAGGAGUCACGGGUUGCAGUUACAGGUCUAUCCGGCGGAGGAUACCGCUAUAAUGGGUGUUUUGCGCGAAAGUGGACUUUAUAACAGUUUUCAUGCACCGGGUUUCUGAUAAAAACAACACAUUUGACGCCCGCUAACCUAGCUUACGUUAGUCCUCGCAGCUGUCCUAUGGUUUUGGUGUUUUCUCGGUGAGACUUUUUAAGCGAGGGACACAACAAGGAAUCAUAUAGAGAUUCACUUCUAAACUGCAGACAUGUCGGGGGCGUCUGUAAAAGUCGCUGUUCGUGUUCGGCCCUUCAAUUCGAGGGAGACGAGCAAGGAGUCAAAAUGUAUCAUACAGAUGCAAGGCAACACAACAACUAUUCUCAACCCCAAAGCCCCAAAGGAACCAGCAAAGACCUUCAGUUUUGAUUACUCCUACUGGUCGCACACUACGCCGGAAGACCCCUCCUUUGCAUCACAGAACCUUGUGUAUAAUGACAUUGGAAAGGAAAUGUUGGCGCAUGCCUUUGAGGGCUACAACGUCUGCAUCUUUGCUUACGGCCAGACUGGAGCUGGCAAAUCCUACACCAUGAUGGGCAAGCAGGAGGAAGGACAGGAAGGAAUCAUUCCAAUGCUCUGUGAAGAUCUAUUUGAGAAAAUCAAUGAGGACAGCAACAAAGAGGAUCUCUCCUACUCAGUAGAGGUCAGUUACAUGGAGAUCUACUGUGAGCGGGUUCGAGACUUGCUCAAUCCCAAAAACAAAGGGCAUCUACGAGUGCGAGAACACCCUCUACUCGGUCCCUAUGUGGAGGAUCUGUCUAAGCUGGCCGUUACUUCCUACACUGACAUAGCAGAUCUAAUGGAUGCAGGAAAUAAGGCCAGGACUGUGGCUGCCACCAACAUGAACGAGACCAGCAGCAGGUCUCACGCUGUUUUCACCAUCGUCUUCACACAGCGGAAACAUGACAGCGAGACAGACCUCUCAACAGAAAAGGUCAGCAAAAUUAGUCUUGUAGACUUGGCAGGGAGUGAACGAGCAGAUUCCACUGGAGCUAAAGGUACCAGGCUAAAGGAGGGAGCAAACAUCAACAAGUCUCUCACUACGUUAGGAAAGGUUAUAUCUGCUUUGGCUGAAGUGGAUAACUGUACCAGCAAGAGCAAGAAGAAGAAGAAGAGUGAUUUCAUCCCCUACAGAGACUCUGUUCUGACAUGGCUGCUGAGGGAGAACCUCGGUGGAAACUCCAGGACGGCUAUGGUAGCUGCCCUCAGUCCUGCCGACAUCAACUACGAUGAAACCCUCAGUACACUCCGCUAUGCUGACCGCGCCAAGAACAUCAAAUGUAAUGCUGUCAUCAAUGAGGAUCCCAACAAUAAGCUUGUGCGUGACCUCAAGGAUGAAGUGGCUCGACUCAAAGAGCUGCUUCGUGCCCAAGGCCUUGGAGACAUCCUGGACAUUGAUCCUAUGGGGGAUGAUUACCCAGGAAGUGGAAUCAAAUGUGACAGUGCUCAAAGCAUUAGAAUGGCACUUCUCAGUUCUCAAACUGAGGCACAGAGCUACAGACGCAAAGACCUCAAAGACAUUCAGAACAAUAAGAAUAGAUACUUGAUAGCCUCAGAGAACCAACGCCCUGGCCAUUUCUCCACAGCCCCUAUUGGUUCCCUGACAGCCUCUCCAUCCUCUGGCUCACUGUGCAGCCAGGGGGGCCUGCAGUCAGUCACCAGCAUCCAGGAACGCAUCAUGUCAACACCUGGAGGAGAGGAGGCUAUUGAGCGACUCAAGGAAUCAGAAAAGAUCAUUGCCGAGCUCAAUGAAACCUGGGAGGAGAAACUCAGAAAGACCGAGGCAAUCCGCAUGGAGAGGGAGGCCUUACUUGCAGAGAUGGGUGUUGCGAUCCGUGAAGACGGUGGCACUUUGGGCGUCUUCUCUCCUAAAAAGCUUAGUCGUGAAGGACUAUUUGAUGAGCAGUUUGAUUGUUUUGCCACCAAGAAGCACUGUGAUCUCUAUGCAGACUUAAAUGGGGUGUUUUCCCCUAAAAAGACUCCACACUUGGUUAACCUGAACGAGGAUCCUCUCAUGUCAGAGUGUCUGCUCUACUACAUCAAAGACGGAAUUACAAGGGUGGGUCAAGCGGAUGCUGAAAGACGGCAAGACAUUGUUUUAAGCGGGGCUCAUAUCAAGGAAGAGCACUGUAUCUUCCGCAGUGAGAGAAAUGCCAAUGGAGAUGUGAUCGUCAUGUUGGUACCCUGUGAGGGAUCAGAAACCUACGUCAAUGGAAAACGCGUUGAUGAUUCCAUUCAGCUUCGAUCUGGCAACCGCAUAAUUAUGGGAAAGAACCAUGUUUUCCGGUUCAACCACCCAGAGCAGGCCAGGGCCGAAAGGGAAAAGACACCAUCAGCUGAAACCCCCGUGGAGCCAGUAGACUGGACCUUCGCUCAGAGGGAGCUCCUGGAAAAGCAGGGUAUCGACAUGAAGCAGGAGAUGGAGAAAAGGCUGACUGAGAUGGAAAUAUUGUACAAAAAGGAGAAGGAAGAAGCUGACCAACUUCUGGAACAACAGAGACUGGUAUACGAGAGCAAAUUGCAGGAACUUCAGAAACAGGUUGAGACUCGAUCACUAGUAGCUGAGACGCCUGAUGAAGAAGAUCUGGAGGAGGAGGAGGAAGAGGAAGAGCCUAAACUGUCUGGAUUGCCGUGGACUCAGCAUGAGUUUGAGCUUGCACAGUGGGCCUUCAGAAAGUGGAGGUACCAUCAGUUCACCUCCCUCCGUGACCAGCUGUGGGGAAACGCCGUAUACCUGAAAGAAGCCAAUGCUAUCAGCGUGGAGCUAAAGAAGAAGGUCCAGUUCCAGUUUGUCCUGCUCACAGACACCUUGUACUCUCCACUUCCCCCUGAACUGCUGCCUCCAGAGCCAGAGAAGGAGCGCGACUCCAGGCCUUUCCCUCGCACCGUGGUGGCUGUGGAAGUCCAGGACCUUAAGAACGGGGCCACUCACUACUGGUCCCUCGAUAAACUCAAACAAAGGUUGGACCAGAUGAGGGAGAUGUAUGAUCGGGCUGGAGAAAUGGCUUCCACUCAUCAAGAGGACGGCGAGGGCACUCUGACUGGAAAUGAUCCUUUCUACGACCGCUUCCAUUGGUUUAAACUCGUUGGGAGUUCCCCGAUCUUCCACGGUUGUGUUAAUGAACGUCUGGCCGACCGCACGCCCUCACCCACCUUCUCCACCACCGACUCUGAGAUCACCGAGCUGGCGGACGAGCGCCAGAGUGAAAUGUCUGACCUGAUUGAUGACGAGGCGUUUGUGGACGACACCAGCUCGGACGCCGGCACGGAAGAGGGCUCGGACAUCUUCAGCGACGGCCAAGACCCCUUCUACGACCGCUCCCCCUGGUUCAUCCUGGUGGGAAGAGCUUUUGUGUACCUGAGCAACCUGCUGUACCCUGUACCACUGGUUCACCGUGUUGCCAUAGUAACAGAAAAGGGCGAUGUGCGUGGUUUCUUGCGUGUGGGGGUCCAGGCUAUCGCUGCUGAUGAGGAAGCUCCAGACUAUGGGUCAGGAGUUCGACAGUCAGGAACUGCAAAGAUUUCCUUCGAUGAUGAAUACUUCAAAAAGAACGACUUUCCAUCCACGGUCAUGACUCGCUCCGGCAUGUCCCUGGAAGAGCUGCGCAUUGUGGAGGGCCAGGGUCAGAGUUCAGAGGUCAUCACACCCUCGGAGGAGCUCAACAGAAUCAAUGACAUGGACCUCAAGCUGGGUAACAUUACAGACACAAAGCUAAGCUGUGGUGAAGACUUAGCAGGCCAGCUGGAGGUGGGCAGCAUCUUUACCUUCCGUGUUACUGUGCUGCAGGCCAGUGGUAUCCCACCAGAGUAUGCUGACAUCUUCUGCCAGUUCAAUUUCUUGCAUCGCCACGAUGAGGCUUUUUCUACUGAGCCUUUGAAGAAUACUGGCAAAGGAGCUCCUCUGGGCUUUUAUCACGUCCAGAAUAUUUCAGUGGAGGUGACAGAGUCUUUUAUUGAGUACAUCAAGAGUAAGCCCAUCGUGUUUGAAGUUUUCGGCCACUACCAGCAGCACCCGCUGCACCAUCAGGGACAGGACCUGAUCAGUCCUCCGACACCAUCAAGGAAAUACUACCCUAUUCCCAUGCCUCUGUCUAAGCCAGACCACACCCGUAAGAUAGAGUUGAUCCGCUUCCUGAUGAGCGGCUAUGUGAAUGGCACAGUGCUGGACACGUUGUCCGAACACGCCAACGCCCUGGCUUCCACUGCCGUGGCCAGUCUGGAGGACGAGGCCGAGCAGCUCUCUCACUUCCCCUUCCUCUCAGUGCCCUAUGACACUGUGCUAACUGUGCCCAGACACCACGUUCCAGCCACUAAGUUGAACACCAUCACCAAGUCCAACCUGGGCCAGUGCGUCAGCAAGUACGACCUGCUGGUUUGGUUUGAGAUCAGCGAACUGGAGCCCACUGGAGAGUACAUUCCCGCUGUGGUGGAUCACAGUGGAGGUCUGCCCUGCCACGGCACCUACCUACUGCACCAGGGGAUCCAGCGGAGGAUCACAGUGACUCUCAUCCAUGAGAAGGGUAGCGAGCUGCACUGGAAGGAUGUUCGUGAGCUGGUUGUGGGUCGUAUCAGGAACAAAGCCGAAGUGGACGACAGCGCCGCUGAUGCUGUUUUGUCGCUCAACAUCAUUUCUGCUAAAAACAUCAAGUCAUCCCAUAAUUCCAACAGGCUUUCUAUUGAUAAGGAUAUUGAUAGGACCUUCUACCGCUUCGAAGCAGUGUGGGACAGCUCGCUGCACAACUCCCUCCUGCUAAACCGAGUCACUCCUUAUGGAGAGAAGAUCUACAUGACCCUCUCAGCGUACCUGGAGCUUGACCACUGCAUCCAACCAGCUAUCAUCACCAAAGACAUCUGCAUGGUCUUCUACUCCCGAGACGCGAAGAUCUCCCCUCCACGUUCCCUCAGGAACUUCUUCGGGAGCGGAUACUCCAAAACCCCCGACUGCAACCGUGUCACUGGUAUCUAUGAGCUGAGCUUGUGCAAGAUGUCGGACACUGGAAGCCCAGGGAUGCAGAGGAGGAGGAGGAAGGUCCUGGAUACAUCAGUGGCAUAUGUGCGGGGAGAGGAGAACCUGGCCGGGUGGAGGCCCAGAGGAGACAGUCUCAUCCUGGAGCACCAGUGGGAGCUGGAGAAAAUGGAGCAGCUGCAUGAGGUGGAGAAGACCCGACACCUGCUCCUGCUGAGGGAGAAGCUGGGGGAGGCAGCCCCGGUGGGAACAGCCCCCACCGCCAAGUCCCUGAGCGACUGUCUGUCUCCCAGCAUGAGCUCCGGCUCCUUGUCCACCUCCACUUCCAUCUCCUCGCAGAUCUCCAGCACCACCUUCGAAAGCGCCAUCACACCCAGCGAGAGCAGCGGCUACGACUCCGCCGACAUCGAGAGCCUGGUGGAUCGUGAGAAGGAGCUGGCGACGAAGUGCUUGCGGCUCCUGACACACACCUUCAACAGUGAAUACAACCAGGUGGUCAACAGUAUCAGUGACUGCAAGCUCUCAGACAUCUCUCCGAUGGGCCGUGACCCCUCUGUGACCAGCUUCAGCAGCGCCACCCUCACCCCAUCCUCCACCUGCCCCUCCCUGUCUGACUCCCGCUGUGGCUCCGUAGAUCAGAAGACUCCAGAGAACAGCUCCCGUGCCUCCAGCCCGUCUUGCUCAGACUAUGAAAACUUCCCGAUGGUUCCAACUCUGGAGACGUCCUACCUUGCACGGGCUGGAAAGAAUGAGUUCCUAAAUUUGGUGCCUGAUAUUGAAGAAAUGAGGCCAGGAUCUGUUGUGUCCAAGAAGGGUUUCUUAAGCUUCAUGGAGCCACGUUCCAACUCCUGGGUGAAGCACUUUGUGGUCGUGCGUCGACCCUACGUCUUCAUCUACAACAACGACAAGGACCCGGUGGAACGAGGCGUCCUCAACCUUUCCACAGCACAAGUGGAAUACAGUGAAGACCAGCAGGCCAUGCUCAAGACUCCCAACACAUUCGCUGUGUGCACAAAACACAGAGGCAUCCUCCUGCAGGCCAACAACGAGAAGGACAUGAACGACUGGUUGUACGCGUUUAACCCUCUGCUGGCAGGAACGAUAAGAUCGAAGCUGGCCAGGAGGCGCAGCGGCCUAACAAAGAACUGACGGCACACAGGAAACCACAGCUUCCAUUCUUCUGAAAAGCUGAAAAGCCUUUGAACUUACCAAGUGUUAACACUUAUUAAUCAUUGUGAUUCUUGACGGUUUUCUCUUGUAAGUAGACUUGUGGCUUAAGUCUCCUUUCAUGCGACUAAAAGUUUCAGUUCCAGAGAAAUUUGCCUCCCUCUCCCCUUCCAACAGCCCCUCUGCCGACUUUACGUACUCUCCUCCUCUCUAUUUCUCCCCCCUUCUCCUCUGCUUUUUGUGUUUUUGUUUUUUAUGACAAUGUUUGGGGUUGAUUUGGUUCCGCUUCGUUGUCAUUCCUAAACUCCCUAACUAGUAGCAUGUCGUAAUAGUCUACUUGUGUGUGCACGAUUCUUCGGAAAACUGUUCUUUCUGGCCACUAAUUUUCAGUUUGCCAAUCAUCUGUAAAAACAAAAAAAACGUCUCUAUCAGUGUUAUUUGUCUUUUUAUUUUGAGUUUUUUUGUUGUUUUUUUUUUGUAUUAAAAUGCCCGCACGAUAACUGCAGCAGUCCUCAGGAGAAGAGCAGGUUUGCUUACACAAAAAAGAAGAAAAAAAAAAUAAGCCAAGUACCUACAUCUGAAACCAUGAAGGGAAAAUAUCAAAUAUCUCUAAGUGACGUAUUAGUUUAUGCUCUGCUACAGAAAGCAAGGCUACAACCACAAUUAUUGCUGCUAAUGAAUUCAUAGAUUUUCUCCUCUUUAUGAGAUUUGCAUCAGACCGCUGCCUCUUCUUAAAGUAGACUUUAGCUUCCACGUAUCGUCUCCUACAAGGCAUUUAGGAUCCAAACUCCGAACUGAAAAAUCUCUUCCCGACUCAGCGAGACAUAAGGGCAGCACUGGAUUCCCACUGUCGUCCAUGUGAUAUUAAAACCCCUCCUCGGUCCGUGUACAUACACCGAUGCCAACCCCCGAUAGUGCCGUCAGUCAGUGAGUGAAUCCUUACAAUCAUGCAUUUGUGUCAACAUAAAAUAAAAUUAAAAAAAAAAAAUACACGCUAACUGCAGAAACAUGCAAAACUGUAAGAAGAUCAUUCAUGUCUCGGCAGUAAAAACAUGAAGAGUCAAUAUUUGUUGCUGCUUUUCAGACGUUUUAACUGAAAAAACAGGGUUUGGAGGAGAUGAGGAGGAGGAGGAGGAAGACGGACGUACUCUAAAGAGAGAAUAAUAUUUGUACAUACAGUAGGAUCUGGGAUUAGUGUGUUAGUUAACUCAUGUAAGACAUUCCUCUCAGCUCAUUUUACACAUUUUUUUCCUCUUUUUUUUUUUUUUUUUUUUUACACUAUGUUGAGUCUCAAACCACAACCGAGCCUCAACAUCCGUGUUCGUUUUCGUAACCAUCACUGACCCGUGAUACCGAAGACAAAACCUAGUGAAAAAUGGAUAAUGAAGAAAGAGAAGGAAGUCUGUACAAUUUAACCUUGACGUCGGUAGUUACAGUAAACUGAUGAAGCUGCUAGAACACAAACCUGCAGGACUAGACACAGUAAAAGCAGUAGCGUGGACACACCUUCACCGGUUACCAUUUUAUUUUUUGCGACUUUUAACCUCAUCUAACUUAUUUUUUUUUGUUGUUGGUUUUAUAAUUCUGACUAACAUCGCUGAUUGUUUUUCUAUUCUGCUUUUAAUCAUUCCAUCGUGACGUUUUCUACAAAAUGUAAAAGAGGGCAUUUAUUUCUCAAAUUUUUAACCUUAUUUUGCACAUUAACUCACAUAUCUAUAGCAAGAAAAGGGCAGAUCAUACAUGAGGUCAAGAUUAUGUCUCAGCAUCAUGUGAGUAUCAGGAACAUUGAUGAGAGCACAUAUCAAGGCUACACUGGAUAGCUGUUUUUCACUGAAGGUUUACUAGAAAGUCAAUAUUAAAGGGAAGAAAUAUCCUCAAAGCUUUUAUUUCUGAUGUUGUCGGUGAAAAUAUUUGCUCUGCGCUGCUACUUUUGGGGCUUAAAUUCUGACUUUUUCAGCGCUUCUGUUUCUAAAGUUUGCAGAACUGUGACUCGGUACAGAUUGGUGUUAGUAAACUCUGGCCAAACAACCAGCAGUACGCCUUCUGUAUUGGGAAAAAAAAAGGACAGAAAUGGGUAGAAACAGAGGUACUGAAAUGAGAAGCACUUGAUUGCCUGUUACAUUGUGCAUUUAGUGGUGAAAACUAAAAAAAAACCUCAAAAAUGUCUCUUCCCUCAGGUCGGUCAACCUGCUGGUUAGAGAUAAAAGACAAAAACACCAAAAAAAAAACCUUCUAUGCACAUAUUAAACGUGCUCCGUCAGGCAGAAAUCUUGAAAAUCCUGAAUCUUGAACCGGACCUGGGCAAAUAUUUUCACUCCACUAACUAAUCUGCAGAGGUAUAACAUUAUUUUGGAUUGUGUAUUUAUUGUUUGCAAUGUAUAUAUUAGUUUGCAGCUCUUUGCACAUAUUAAUAAAAGGUUCAACUAACUGAUCAUAUAAAGUCUGUGCGGUUUAGUUGUUCUACUCAGAAUGAACCAAAUGAUGGUGUGGCAGCCUCCUCCGGUCCGGUUCUGAUCCGAUCCAGAGGAGAGUUGAAUGUACUAAUGAUAUUGUGUGUUUAACAAAAACAAGAGUCGGUGGGAAAA